AUGUCUUACGCUUAUUUAUUCAAGUACAUUAUUAUCGGAGACACAGGUGUGGGUAAAUCAUGCUUGCUUCUACAGUUCACAGACAAAAGAUUCCAGCCCGUCCAUGAUCUCACUAUAGGCGUGGAGUUUGGUGCUCGAAUGAUUACCAUUGAUGGUAAACAGAUCAAACUGCAGAUAUGGGAUACUGCUGGCCAGGAAUCAUUCAGGUCAAUCACCAGAUCUUACUAUCGCGGUGCAGCUGGAGCUCUUCUUGUUUAUGACAUAACUAGACGUGACACAUUCGUUCAUUUGACCACAUGGCUGGAAGAUGCUAGACAGCACUCCAACUCCAACAUGGUCAUCAUGCUCAUUGGCAACAAAAGCGACUUAGAAGCAAGAAGGGAGGUGAAGAAGGAAGAGGGUGAGGCUUUUGCAAGAGAGCAUGGAUUAAUAUUCAUGGAAACUUCAGCCAAGACUGCUGCAAAUGUUGAAGAGGCAUUUAUAAAUACAGCUAAAGAAAUCUAUCAAAAGAUUCAAGAUGGAGUCUUUGACAUAAACAAUGAGGCCAAUGGUAUUAAAAUUGGACCACAGCAUGCGCCAGCUGGCCAGGGCUUGAAAGUUGGAGGCAGUGGAGGCAACCAAGGCGGGAGUUGUUGCUGA
Messenger RNA from Candidula unifasciata, 639 nucleotides. The record is from the annotation of a GenBank genome assembly. Lineage: Eukaryota; Metazoa; Mollusca; Gastropoda; Stylommatophora; Geomitridae.